GCCUGUGUGGAGAUUGUAUAGGAAGACCAUCAAGCAUAUCUUCAUUGCGUACCCUCAAGUGACUGCAUGGUGAAGAUGGUCGGAGACACUAUGGGAGAAAAUCACGAGGAGAGCAAAAUGACCAUGGGAUUGGAGAAGAUGGUCGGAGACACUAUGGGAGAAAAUCACGAGGAGAGCAGAAUGACCAUGGGAUUGGAGGGAGAUAUCGAUGGACAUGGUGUCCCUGUCUAUAUCCUCUACUCUGAUCCUGGACUGUGCCUGUUCCUUGUCGGGUGGCUGGAGGUCUUAUGGGCUAUAUGGGGGAGAAGACAUGUCAGGGCAGGUGUGUAUGUGGAAGAAGAACAAGAACAAGAACAAGAACAAGAACAAGAACAAGAACAAGAAGAAGAGGUCCUGGAGGAGGAGGAGGAGGAGGAGGAGGAGGAAGAAGAAGAAGAAGAAGAAGAAGAAGAAGAAGAAGAAGAAGAAGAAGAAGAAGAAGAGGAUGACCAGUGGUUGAGAGGGAUACAGAGAUGGCAGGAUAUCACGUGUUCUGCUGAUGAAGGGGCUCUGACACGUGAGCAGGCCACGUCAACAGUGACACGUCAGCUACAGUGCCACGUCAGCAGUGCCACGACAGACACAGUGCCACGUAAGCAGUGCCAUGUCAGACACAUUGCCACGUCAGACACAGUGCCUCGUCAACAGUGCCACGUCAGCAACAUGACGGGCCUGCCAGGCCAACUGGCCAAUGAGCCCAUUGCCGACUACAAAAAGCGCUUCCAGGCUCAGCUCGCUGUCAUCGAGGCUGAGGAACAACGCCAGCUGGCGGCCAAGGCUGCCCAGCUACAGGCUGAAGAAGCGGCAACAGCAGAGAAGCUGCAGCUACAGGCCGAAGCAGACGCAUAUGCCCAGGCUCGCCGCAAGGAAGCCCAGGAUCUGCUGCAGCGGCAUGAAGCCACAAGCAUCGAAAACUCAAGUUCUGGCACUUUGAACCAAACGGCGAAGACGGAACACCGGAAGAGCAGCAUAAGGAGUUCCUCUCCAAACUCACAGAACCAGGAACUGCAGCAACAGUACAAGGAUCUGAAGACGCAGCACCGCGAGUUGGCGAACCUCCGCCGGAUGGUGCAGAGUCACGAGGAUGCAACACGGGCACUCAAUUCCCGUGUACUGGACCUGGAACAGGCUGUACCAGGACCAGAUGCUGGGGCUUCCAGCAGUGCACCCUCUAGCCGCCAACUGGAGGAACGCGUUGACCACGUAGUGGCAAUGCUGGGCGACAUCUGCACCUUCGCGGCGCCAACCACCAUCAGCAGCCAGCUGGACACGUUGAAGACCGAGGUCCAGCAACUGCAGCCGACGAACACGGAUGGCAAUCCCAAGCAAUACAAGAUGCCAACCUUCCAACUGGAGAAGUUCGACGACUACACACAUCAGGAUGCGGUCCUCUGGUGGGAAGCUUUCACGACGCAACUGCGGAUUCUGCCUGUCGCCAAGCACGCAUACAUCGGCGCCCUGUUCAUGAACUCAAAGGGCGGAUGCCAGAUCUGGUUGACUCACCUGGCAGCCACCCACAGCGUCGACGUCGCCGAUCUGAAGGACAAGAUCACAUGGGAAGAGUUAACACGGCUGUGGAAGAAGCGGUUCAUCGUCGACGACGCGCCAGCACUAGCCAUCAACCGUCUCUUCACCAUGUCUCAGGGCAACACAGCAACACGUGACUGGCUCACGGAAUGGCAGAAGAUCGCGGCAUUACCCGAUCUGGACUUACCAUUCACGCAUCUACGCCCUGAGUUCUAUAACAGGUCAUGCGCUGCGUUGAGCCAGGCACUUGGUGAUCGCGAGCACUAUGCAUCUUUCCCCGAGAUCAUUGACAAGGAAAGAGAGAUCAUCAAGACCAACAGAGCGGCUGCACACGAGAAGUCCACGUGGCAGCCAACCUAUGUGGAGAAGGUAAGAACUGGUCCGCGACAGCAGCAGUUCGCUGCAGUCCAAUCGGACAGUGGAGAAGACCCAGCAGCCACUCCAGCAUCACGUGAGGCCCGCGAGGACCAUCCGGUGAACUUCUACCUCCGCACCGUUCACAUUCGUGAUCGGAACGGAGUACUAGUCCCAUGCACGGUAGCUCCUCCUCACCCUUCAGUCAGCUGUCACGUGGUAUCCGCCACAAGCAUGCGAGCUUCCAUCAUUAGAGACGAUAUCGUGGAGAUGGGGGUGUGUUUUCUCCAUGCCCUCCUGCCCCAAGACGCGUCAUCGACGGACUCAUCUUCGGAUCCACGCAUCACCGAACUUCUCGACGCCUACAGCGACGUGUUCGAAGGCCCGCACGUAAUAGUCUUGGAUCGACCCAUCCGCCACGAGAUCAUCCUCCAGGACGGGGCCGUACCUCCACGCGGUUGCAUCUACCGAAUGAGCGAGGAAGAGUUAAGUGUGCUUCGGGCACAACUUGACGACCUUUUGGAGAAAGGCUGGAUUCGGCCUAGCUCAUCAUCAUACGGUGCUCCUGUUCUCUUCGUCCGGAAGACGAACAAGGAUUUGCGGUUGUGCAUCGAUUAUCGCAAGCUCAACGCGUGGACGAUCAGAAACGUUGGCCCUCUCCCACGCAUCGACGAUCUUCUCGAGCGACUAGGCGGCGCCAAGUUCUGCUCCAAGCUCGAUCUCAAGUCGGGAUAUCACCAACUCGAGAUCUGGCAGAAGGAUCGCUACAAGACCGCGUUUAAGACACGAUAUGGGCAUUUCAAAUGGCUGGUUAUGCCAUUUGGCCUUACGAAUGCCCCGGCCAGUUUCCAAGCGGCUAUGACAACGGAGUUCCAACACAUGCUGGAUCGAUACGUACUUAUCCACCUCGACGACAUCCUGGUGUACAGCCGGAGUUUCGAAGGAGCAUGUGGAACACAUGUGUACCGUUUUGGAGCGGCUACGACAAGCCAAGUACAAAGUCAACCGCGACAAGUGCAAAUUCGCGCGACAGUAGCUGGAGUACUUGGGACAUUACGUGACGCCGCAAGGCAUCCAGAAGCUGCGGCAACAGUAGAGAAGCUGCGGCUACAGGCCGAAGCAAACGCAGAUGCCCAGGCUCGCCACAAGGAAGCCCAGGAUCUGCUGCAGCUGCAUGAAGCCACAAGAAUCGAAAAACUCAAGUUCUGGCACUUUGAACCAAACGGCGACGACGGAACACCGGAAGAGAAGCAUAAGGAGUUCCUCUCCAAACUUGUGGCACGGUUCUUGUAUGCUUGCAACUACCAACGGUCCGAGUUGGAGAGACAGAACCUGGAACUGCAGCAACAUUUCUUGGAUCUGAAGACGCACCCCCACGAGUUGGCGAACCUCCGCCGGAUGGUGCAGAGCCACGAGGAUGCAACACGGGCACUCAAUUCCCGUGUACUGGACGUGGAACAGGCUGUACCAGGACCAGAUGUUGGGGCUUCCAGCAGUGCACCCUCUAGCCGCCAACUGGAGGAACGCGUUGACCACGUCGUGGCAAUGCUGGGCGACAUCAGCACCUUCGCGGCGCCAACCAUCAUCAGCAGUCAGCUGGACAUGUUGAAGACCGAGGUCCAGCAACUGCAGUCGACGAACAUGGAUGGCAAUCCAAAGAAAUACAAGAUGCCAACCUUCCAACUGGAGAAGUUCGACGACUACACACAUCAGGAUCCGGUCCUCUGGUGGGAAGCUUUCACGACGCAACUCCGGAUUCUGCCUGUCGCCAAGCAUGCAUACAUCGGCGCCCUGUUCAUGAACUCAAAGGGCGGAUGCCAGAUCUGGUUGACUCACCUGUCAGCCACCCACAGCGUCGACGUCGCCAAUCUGAAGGACAAGAUCACAUGGGAAGAGUUAACACGACUGUGGAAGAAGCGGUUCAUCGUCGAUGACGCACCAACACUAGCCAUCAACUGUCUCUUCACCAUGUCUCAGGGCAACACAGCAACACGUGACUGGCUCACGGAAUGACAGAAGAUGGCGGCAGUGCCCGAUCUAGACUUACCAUUCACGCAUCUACGUCGUGAGUUCUAUAACAG
Molecule: messenger RNA, 4001 nt
Organism: Chara braunii
Lineage: Eukaryota; Viridiplantae; Streptophyta; Charophyceae; Charales; Characeae
Source: the annotation of a GenBank genome assembly